Paramisgurnus dabryanus is the source of this 2718-nucleotide messenger RNA. The record is from RefSeq and is a predicted model, not a curated record. Lineage: Eukaryota; Metazoa; Chordata; Actinopteri; Cypriniformes; Cobitidae.
GUUCAGUCGAUCUCAAGAAACAGAUUUUAUGGUAUAACCUUAGUUGAUGUAAGACUUAAUUAUUAUAAUUAUUACUUAAUUAUUAUUCAUACAAAACAGUGUGACAAUCACGGUUGUGAACCUCCGCCCUCAGGUGCUGGACACGCCCACAAAGAGAGAGAGCGAGAGAGUGAGAAAGAGAAAGAGAUGUAAAACAGGUUUUCUUUAGUUUUUAUUCACACACACACCCAUCACAAACUGCGACAGCUUCGAGAGAGUACGAUAGGAUACUUCAUUAUGCAGUGCCCACAAUCUCCAGGGCGUCUUCUGUCAGAGGAGCAGUUCUCCUGUUCAAUCUGUCUGGAUGUGUUCGUGGAGCCCGUCUCCACUCCCUGCGGUCACACCUUCUGUAAGGCCUGUCUGCAGGGCUUCUGGAACCACAGCAAAAAGAUCCUUUGCCCCAUGUGCAAAAAGACAUUCUCCAGAAAACCCGAGCUCAGCGUCAACUGCGUGCUGGCCGAGAUCGCCCAACAGUUUCAGGGUCUGAGCACAGCGUCCCCCGCCGGAGUGCCCGGUGCUGACAGUGCGCCGGCUGCACAGAGGGAAGACGACGGCGGAGACUUUGCCAAACCGGGAGAAGUACCCUGUGACGCUUGCAUUGGGAGGAAGAUGAAGGCCUUGAAGUCCUGUCUGAACUGCCCGGGUUCCUUCUGCGAAGCUCACCUGCGUCACCAUAAGAAGGGAAAGGCUUUGACCGGACACAAGCUGGUGGACCCCAUACACAACCUGGAGGACAAGAUGUGCAAGAAACACGAACGCCUGCUGGACGCCUACUGCCGAAACGAACAUGUGUGCGUCUGUAAGGAAUGUGUGGAGACCUCGCACAAAUCUCAUAACGUCGUUUCCGCUGAUCGAGAGUGGAAGAAAAUAAUGAGUCAGCUGGGGAAGAAACGCUCAGAACUGAAACUUAUCAUCAAGGAGCGAGAGAAGAAGCUGGAGGAAAUAAAGCACUCCACCAAAGUCCUGAAAGAGAACAGUCAGAAGGAGAUAGAGGAGAGCUGGGCGGUUUACGCUGAGCUCCAGCGAAUCCUGGAGCAAUCUCAGGCCGAGCUUCUGGACGCUAUCACAGCCAGACAAAAACAAGCCGAACAACACUGCAGAGAUCUCACCAGCAGCAUGGAGCAAGAGCUGGAGGCGCUCCGGAGAAGAUCCAGUGAGCUGGACGCGCUGGCUCAGACACAAGACAAAGUCAUGUUCCUACAGUUUCUUCCGUCUCUACCUCCGCCGCCCGAGCCGUCCGAUUGGUCAGCGGUAUCCGUGAACACAGAUCCGCACGUCCACACCAUCAGGAAGUCCGUCUGCUCCCUGAUGGAGAAAUUCCAGCAUGAAGUCAAACGAGUUUAUGGGAAAGAAAUCAGAAAGCUGCAAAACUAUGCAAGUGAGGUGAUCAUGGAUCCUUCCACAGCCCAGCGUGAUUUGUGUCUUUCUGAAGACGGACGUCAGGUGCGCUAUGAAGAGCAGCGCAAGAGCUCCUCGCAUUCGGACACGCCGCGACGCUUCAGCCCGGCUCUGUUCGUCCUGGGACGCGAGGGGCUGUCGUCGGGCAGACACUACUGGGAGGUGGACGUGGGCAAUAAGACAGCAUGGACAAUGGGCGUCGCACGGGGUUCAGCGAGACGCAAAGGAGACAUCCGGCUCAAUCCUGAGGGAGGCUUCUGGUGCUUAUGGCUGAAAAACGGCGAAGUGAAGGCCCUCGCCGGCAACAGGGUUCCCGUGAACGUCUCUACGCUGCCCCAGAAGGUGGGCAUCUUUCUGGACUGUGAAGCCGGUCAGGUGUCCUUUUACGACGUGAGGGCUCGCUCUCAUCUUUACACGUUCAGCGAUACUUUCACUGAGAGUUUGUACCCCAUCUUUAGUCCUUGCAUCAACCAGGAUGGAAAAAACCCCGGACCACUGAUCAUCACUCCGUUCAAACACACCUGAGGAGGACCGGCACACAGAUCUCUCAUCUUGGCAUGAAUAGCACUGCUGCUGAAUCUACAUGACACUACUGAGUCUCAUGAGUUCAUGAAGGACACAAAUCUAACUAUAACCUUGCCCUGUGUGGUUGCACACAUAACAUACGAACGUGCGUACGCACGCAGCAUCACCAAUACUGAGCCGGUUCUUUGUAAACGACUAAUUGACUCACUGAAUCAAUCAUACAAUCUUGAUUCAUUACUGUCAUCAUGAACUUUUAUUGUAUUUUGGGCUUGUGAAACUUCUGUUUAGUUACUUACUUGUUUUCACAUUCAGUGCAGCUUUUAAAUGUUGUUAUAUAUUUAAAAUAUAUAUUAGUUUGUAGGACCAGUUAUUUCUUUAAUACCAUUGCUUUCUUUAAAAUAUCUAAAGAAUGAUUAAUAAACAUGAAGGGUAAAGUAAAAUACUGUGCUGUAUGUACAAGAACAUUUUGCAAAUGAAUCCUGAACAAAAUCAAAUCUUUUAAAUCACACUGCAGGUUCCUACUGUAAAUGUGUUCAGGUAAAACAAAACUUUAUUUCAAUAAUGAUGGCAGUUAAACAAAUCACUAUGUAAUAGUUUGUUUCAGUAACAGUGAUUGUGGAUGCUGGAAGUUUUUUUUUUACUUUAUAUACCCGAUGAAUUUUAUAUUGAAUGUGUUGUUUAUAUGAUGAUUUUUGAGGGUAUCUUAAUGUUUUUCAAGGUUUUGUAUGAACAUUUUAAUAAAAGUAAUUGAUAACA